Molecule: messenger RNA, 1099 nt
Organism: Pseudomyrmex gracilis
Lineage: Eukaryota; Metazoa; Arthropoda; Insecta; Hymenoptera; Formicidae
Gene: ND-30
Product: NADH dehydrogenase [ubiquinone] iron-sulfur protein 3, mitochondrial
Exons: 5
Coding region: 115-906 (263 amino acids)
Molecular function (GO): NADH dehydrogenase (ubiquinone) activity
Source: RefSeq, a predicted model, not a curated record
GCGCUACACUUUCCUCUGUCUUGUGGAGGGAGUUUGUUUUCAGCAGCAGCUACAGCUGCUCUUAAAAAUUCUGAUUUGUCAAAAGUGGCAGAAAUAUCUUUGUAAAUAAUAAGGAUGACGUCGAUAUUAAAGAACUGUUGGAAGUUGUCGCGAAGUUUGUCAGUCGCUACACCGAAAUGUUAUGGUCUCGCUGCCCCAUCGUCAAUAAGAUGCAACACUACGACGGCCGGCGAGAAAUCUGAGAAAACCGAGACUCGUCCAACCGUGCGCAAACCUAGUCACGUUGACGUCGACCGUUUAAUAAACUUUGGUCGCUAUAUCACCGAUUGUUUACCAAAGUACAUACAACAAGUACAGAUUACCGCUGGUGAUGAACUCGAGUUAAUGAUCUGCCCCGACGGCAUCAUUCCUACAAUCACAUUUCUCAAAGACCAUCAUAAUACACAAUUUGUCAAUUUGACAGAUAUCACAGCACUGGAUGUGCCCAGCAGACAAUACAGAUUUGAGUUGGUCUACAAUCUGCUGUCGUUGCGGUACAACUCGCGUAUCAGAGUCAAAACAUACACUGACGAGUUGACGCCAGUUGAUUCCAUCGACAGUGUAUUCAAAGCUGCUGACUGGUACGAGCGAGAAAUAUGGGACAUGUUUGGUGUGUUCUUCUCGAAUCACCCUGACCUUCGUAGGAUUCUUACGGAUUACGGCUUUGAGGGACAUCCAUUGAGGAAAGAUUUUCCACUUACUGGAUAUGUUGAGGUGCGUUAUGACGAUGAGCAGAAAAGAAUAGUGAUCGAGCCACUGGAGGUGACUCAAGAAUUCCGUAAAUUUGAACUGGCCGCCCCGUGGGAACAGUUCCCGAACUUCAGAAACGCUCCGCCGGCUGUUGAGACUGACUCGAAGGAAAAGUAAAUUUGUUUCGAGUAACCAUCUCUCGCGUAGAUUGUAAAUCACAAUCCGAUAAAAACCAAGUGUAAAGUAUAGUGAGGUAAAAAUAUAAAUUCACACGUAUUAAUGAAGUAUAAAAUGUUUUCUCUUGUUAAUCGUUUCUGAAUGUCCGAUUUGAGACAUUUGGUCUCUGGAAAAAAAAAAAAAAAAAAAAAAA